AACAAUUCAGUAGAAAUGAAACAAUUUUUACAAUUUCAGGCAAAGAAGAUAGUAGGGAAAACACGCCAUAAUGACCCAUUAAUCAGCAGCGUUUUAGAACUCAACACAUCAUCUAACCCCGACAUGGACAUUGUGACUACUAAUAAUGGAACAUUCCACGACUCUGCACAUCCCUCUUCUUCAGGAUCAUCAUCUCCAACAUUCCUCGGUAGGAACAGUAACUUUUCUUUGGCUCUACAAGUUACAACUUCCGUAACGAACGGUGACGCAACAAGCGGUGAUCUGUGGUCUCCAAGUAGCAGCGAAGAUAACAAUUCUCCUACAGAACUGAACACGUGGAAGCAGAUGAAAGAAAAACCACCCCUGCUGAAAACAGUAGACGUUGGAGAAAAAUCUGAUGGAAAAGUAAUGAGUCAUAAUCGUCCUCUGUCGGGGGGUUACGUUAACGAAGCUUCAAAUUGGGAAGGAAAAAACAGUCAAGAGAUUAAUCCACUCUCUCCUAAGAAAAAUAGCUUCCAACUGUGUAGAACGAGCCAGUUACCGACGGCACCAGCCACUGAUGAAGAAAGUCUAUUGGAACUCUCUAGUGAUUUCAGCAGUAAGAGGUCAUCUCAGUCUUCUUGUGACCACAGUGCACCCUCUCUUUCCGAUUCUGUGGUAUCGGGGGACGAUAAAUCAGAAUCAGUAGGAUGUAGAGGAAAACGAAUAAGUCAUAGCAGUAGUAACAGCAGCACACCACCCCCACCUCCACCGGAAAGAUACGAUUCUCUUCACGCUCAGAUGUCUGAAGAGAAAGAACUUAAGGGUGCACCUUGGUUCCAAGCAGGAAUACCGAGGGAAAUAGCGUUGGAAGUGUUGGCUCAAGAGCCUGUAGGAUCUUUUAUGGUGAGAGAAAGCACGAGUAAACCAGGAUGCUAUGCUUUGUCUCUGCGAGUGCCUAGAGAUUUCCACCCAUCCGGAAUUGCCCAUUAUCUUAUCAUGAGAACAAAUCGAGGUUACAAGAUCAAGGGUUUCACCAAAGAAUUCAGCACAUUGACUGCACUCAUUACUCACCAUUCCGUCAUGCCAGAGUUAUUGCCAUGUCCUCUUUGUUUAUCUCGAUAUAAUCCAACAUUCCGUAAAUUGGACUCAUCUCAGGACAUGGUGGACAUCGACGAAGAUCCAGAUUACAAUUUACUUGCCGAUUUUCGUAAAAUGAUGGCGGAUUUAGAUGCAUGAUACCUGCACUAUCCGUAAUAACAAUUAUAGGUUUUUGUACAGGAAGCUAUUUUAAUGGCAUAAAUAUAAAUAUAUAAAUAUAAAUAUAUAUA
Molecule: messenger RNA, 1310 nt
Organism: Centruroides sculpturatus (bark scorpion)
Lineage: Eukaryota; Metazoa; Arthropoda; Arachnida; Scorpiones; Buthidae
Product: tensin-2-like
Exons: 5
Coding region: 16-1218 (400 amino acids)
Source: RefSeq, a predicted model, not a curated record